UAAAUUCAUCUCUUCCACAGAUGUGUGCAAACGCUGCAACCGCAGUAUCCCUUUCAUUCACUCUGACACAGUCGGAAACUCAAGAUAUGGGGCUGGCUUCCACCACCUCCACCUCCUCCCUGCUCUCCGCCACUUUUUGCACCGCCAGAAGAGGCUUUCCUCCGCCGCGCCAUGCCCAUCAUAACCAUUUCCGCUUCCUCUCAACUCUUAAAAAAUGCAAUUUAAACAGGCAAGUACCGGUAGGAAAGAAUAGAGGUGAGAGAGUAAGGUGUAGUGCAGUGGAAGUGGAAGAUGAAGCAUGUGAAUUAGUCAAUGGAGUUGAGCUUUCAAUUGGUGAAGGAGAUGACAAUAUUCAAGCUUAUCUCUUCAAGGCAGUGAAGAACAAUAAUGGAUCAGGUGUGUUGCUUUUAUCUGAUAUCUUUGGGUUUCAAGAUUCAGCCACAAGAGAUUUUGCAUACCAAGUUGCCUGCCAUGGUUACAAUGUCCUUGUUCCAGACCUAUUUCGUGGUGAUCCCUGGGCAAAGAACCGGCCGAAAACAAUGUUUGAACAAUGGUUGGCUAACCAAGACCCUCGGAGGGUUGCAAAUGACAUUGCGACCUCGACAAAAUGGAUGGUCGAUGAGUUUACAGCCGCCGGAAUUUCAAAGAAACUUGGUAUCAUCGGUUUCUGUUUCGGAGGCGGGCGAGUGAUAGACAUUUUAGCUGCAGACCAGGGUGCUUGUUUUAGCACUGCUGUCUCGUUUUAUGGCACCAGGAUGGAUGAGGCAGCGGCAUCUAAGAUAAAGGUGCCUGUUUUGUUCAUUUCAGGAGACGAUGACCCGCUCUGUCCGGUUAGUGUUUUGAGUGAGUUUGAGAAGAUCAUCGGCAAAGGUUCCAGGGUUGUAAUCUUCGAAGGAAGAGGUCAUGCCUUUGCCCAUCGACCCGGAUCUCUGGAAGAGGAUGAAGACGCAGAGCAGGCGUUUACGUUAAUGAGGAAUUGGCUACAUGAUGCCCUUGUCAUAAACAGUUGAGCGCAUGUGUUUAUGGUUAUCUUGUAGGUUGUUGAAGGAAGAAUUGGUGCAUCGUCCUUGUAAUACCCUGAACAAGCAAUUUGUUCUCGAUAAUGUAUAUAAGCUAAUGUCCUUUUUCAUCUCAUUUACAUUGCAAGAAUUUCCAGAAUCCCCUUUUCA
Messenger RNA from Hibiscus syriacus, 1169 nucleotides. RefSeq names its product carboxymethylenebutenolidase homolog. The coding region runs from base 21 to 1010 and encodes 329 amino acids. The transcript is spliced from 3 exons. NCBI's taxonomy places the organism in Eukaryota, Viridiplantae, Streptophyta, Magnoliopsida, Malvales, Malvaceae. Gene Ontology annotation, molecular function: hydrolase activity. The record is from RefSeq and is a predicted model, not a curated record.